GUAGUCAAAGUUCUGCUGUCCAUGUGAACGAACGGUGCUUCGUCAGGUAACUCUUCCGCGAUUCGAACCCUCUGCACCGCUUCCUUUCGCGACGCAAAAGAUUUUUUAGCAAAAAAAAAAAAAUUUAACAAAAAAAAUAAAAAAGAGGAGCGAACGGAAUCAGCAGGCGCAGCAUUUUUGUCUGGACACAAGAAAGGAAAAGGAGACGACAAAGGAAGUUGCUUCAUUUCGGAGGAAACAAAAGAACGCUCGAAGGAAUUCCUUGCAUCCCAUCGGCACAAACAACAGUGUUGCUGGGGCAACACAUCCAUUCAACACCGCAAGGGAGCCAAUCGAAGGGGACGAAGGACGCACAGCAGGCGAAGUGCGUGUGUGUGGGAGGACUCACCGAACCUUACACGCAACGUCUGUAGGAUGAGCAAUGCGGGAAUCGACGGAGGAGGCGGCGGAUCUGGAGGAGCAGGAGUGCCGCCAACAACGCCACCGCCUACUGGCCAUGGAUCCACGCGUCGCCUGAGCCACUUGACAGGCAGCAGCCGCUCGGGAGGAGCCGCCGCCAUGGGCAACGUGGUGGGCUGGCUGAAGCAGGCCUCCAUCGAGGUGCGAGACGCCGGCACACGAACUCUGUCGAUGCUGCAGAGCAGCAAUCCCAACUUCCGAUCCCUGGACCUAUCUCUGGGCACGCCCACAUCCGUCACACCGACCUCGAGUGAAGCUCCAGCUGCUCCAGCCAGUGCCACCGCCUCGCUGAGUGGUUCCACCCUGCACUUUGGACCAGAGGAGCCAGAGGAGACCGCCGGAGGAAGCCAGUCGCUGACGCCGCUGGAUGCCAGGGAACUGCUCACGCGACCCACGCGAGCCUACGCCUCCGUCAGCCAGCCCCAGAGCCCUAGGCAUCGAGGAUCGUGCUCGGGAUCCGUCACAGGUUCAAGGAUAUCCACACACGGCCUGACCGGGCGCUCCACAUCGAUUUCCUCGCAGCUGGAGAAGACCAAGAAGCUGCUAAAGAUGACCGAGGGCGAGGACAAGCCGCUGACGAUUCUGCACUACAACGAUGUCUACAACAUUGAGUCCAUGGCGGAGACGGAACCGGUGGGCGGGGCGGCCAGAUUUGCCACGGCCAUAAAAAGCUUUGCCCACCUAAAUCCCUUGGUGCUCUUCAGCGGCGAUGCCUUCUCGCCCAGCAUGUUGAGCACCUUUACUCAGGGAGAACAGAUGAUUCCCGUGCUUAACACGGUGGGAACGCACUGUGCCGUGUUUGGCAACCAUGACUUUGAUCACGGCCUGGAUGUGCUGGUUAAGUUGAUCAAGCAAACAGACUUCCCCUGGCUCAUGUCUAAUGUGGUGGACAAUGAAACUGGUCGUCCUCUGGGCGGUGGCAAGAUCUCGCAUUUUAUUCUCCACAAUCAGAUCUCCAUCGGCCUGAUCGGCCUGGUGGAACGCGAAUGGCUGGAGACGCUGCCAACCAUCGAUCCCAACGAGGUGACCUACAUCGACUAUGUGGAGGCGGGCAACAAGCUAGCCCGCGAGCUGAGGAACGAGGGUUGUGACCUCAUUAUCGCCCUCACCCACAUGCGGACGCCCAACGACAUUAAUCUGGCCGAGAAAUGCAACGGCAUCGACAUUAUCCUGGGUGGCCACGAUCAUGUGCGCGAGGUGACCGAAAUCAAUGGCAAGAUGAUUGUCAAGUCCGGCACGGACUUUCAGCAGUUCUCGGUGAUCACCAUUGAGCGCGAUCCGGCCAACCGAGAGCACUUCACCACGGACGUCAAGUGCUUUGAUGUGACGGCCAAGGUGCCCGAGGAUCCGGAACUCAAGCAGGAGCUCUCCAAAUAUGCCAAGUUCAUCGAGAGCAAGCUGUCGGAUGUGAUGGGCGUCUUCAGCGUGGAGCUAGACGGUCGCUUUUCGCGGGUGCGAACCCAGGAGACGAAUCUGGGCAAUUGGGUGUGUGACGUGGUACUGGCGGCCGUUGGCGCCGACGUGGUUAUCUUAAAUGGCGGCACCUUCCGAUCGGAUCGGGUGCAUCCCGUCGGGGCCUUUACCAUGGGCGAUCUGGUUAAUGUAAUUCCGAUGCGGGAUCCUCUGAUCCUUCUGGAGGUGAGCGGUCGUGUGCUGUGGCAGGCGCUGGAGAACGGCGUGUGCGCCUAUCCCAAGCUGGAGGGUCGCUUCCCCCAGGUGGCGGGCAUCAAUUUCGCCUUCGAUCCACAGGCGGAGCCGGGCAAACGCAUCGACCCACAGCUCAUACAGGUGGGCGAUGAGUACCUCAACCUGGAGCAGACCUACAAGCUGUGCGUCAAGAGCUAUAUCUUCAUGGGCUGCGAUGGCUAUACCAUGUUCAAGGAUGCCACAGUGCUGAUGGAUGACGACGCCUGUCCCGAGCUGGGCAUCACACUGCAGAACCAUUUUAAGGCCAUCAACUCGCGGAAAUGUGGCCAGAACACUAAGCACCGACAGUCGCUGGUCACUCUGUCCAGACGGCAUAGUCUGGUGCAAUGCCUGGACAGCAUGGAUCUGGACGGACCAUCGCCCAUACGCAAGUUAUCCGUGGGUCAUCACAACAAGUCCAUGGAUCUGACGCACGGCAACUCCCAGAAGAUGCUGCGGCGUGCCUCCUUGGAUGAUCUGGAGCAAUCCACCUGCGAUUUGGCGCCGCAACUGGAGCACCGCAUCGUAAUGAUACAAAACGAAGAGCAUCAUCGACAGCUUCUGUUCAAAAAGGAGACGCACAUUAUGAACUCCACGAUCACCGAGGCCGAGGACGAUUACAAGAAAGUAAGACAACUUGAUUUUAGGGCGGGGACAGGGCCAGAUUCCGAUGUGGAAAGAAAUAUUUGAAUUUAAGAAAGAGGAUUAAGUACAGCAAAGAGAAGAUAUACCCGUUAGCUAGUUAGUUAGUUGCUCUAUUUAUUGCCGUUUGUUGUUAACAACCACCGCCAGCGCUCUUCUGUUUUGGCCAAGUUUCGUGGUAAACCUUGGCAAGACUUCCCCCCGGCAGGGAACUUGGUAUUGAUGUAUUGUAUAUGAUGUAUGAUGUAGUGAGUGUACCCAAAAGCUUGCUAGUUUAAUUUACCUUUAGAUAAACUUAUUUAUUAUUACAUACGGUAAUCAAUUACUAAAAAGCCCUUAUGUUUUGUGAUCUAGAUAAAACGAGAGUUUGAGCUGAGCUUUGACAUGAUAUUCCUUAGAGAUAUUCCAAAAAGAAAACCCCUGGUAGUUGUUUUUCCACAGAACGCAAUCAAAAGACACUACAGGUUGUAAGCAGAACGCAUUGGACACUACACUGAAACCAAUGAGCAUGUAGAGUGAAUAUGUAAAGCAAUAUUUUAGACAAUGCACUCGAAAA
This is a messenger RNA of Drosophila kikkawai, 3343 nucleotides long. RefSeq names its product mannosylglucosyl-3-phosphoglycerate phosphatase. Gene Ontology annotation, molecular function: hydrolase activity. Lineage: Eukaryota; Metazoa; Arthropoda; Insecta; Diptera; Drosophilidae. The record is from RefSeq and is a predicted model, not a curated record. Gene Ontology annotation, biological process: nucleotide catabolic process.